AAUCAAAAUAUACUUGAUCGUCGGCAACAAGGCAAAAUUUUCAAAAUAAAUCAACAUGAGUUUUUGGGGUUUAAAGAACAAUUCUUGACAAACCCAUCACUAAAUUUUCCCACUAAAAAUGCCCAUAUCUCGCUUUCUUUUAUUUUCCUCCAAACACCGCUUCAGACACCCUCUGAAUCUCCUUCGAAGGUUUGAUACGUCAAAGAGAGUUCAGACUUGUAGCUACACGAAAUCUUCAAGACAGAAUCAUGGAAUGCCAGAUGGUAGUCCUGUAAUGAAUGUAGAAACAAAGGCUCCUCGUUCAUGGAGUACUUAUGUCAUUCCUGCUGCUCUGCUGGGAUUUGCCGGACUAGCAACUAUUGUUCAUUAUAAUGACGAGAGGAGAGCUAUUCCAAAAGGAAAGGGCAAGAACCAUGGUUGUGAUACUGUCAAGGGUCCAAUUGUAGGUGGCCCGUUCGCUCUAAUUGAUACGGAGAAUCGGACAAUUACUGAAAAGAAUUUUCUGGGGAAUUGGGUGCUCAUAUACUUUGGCUAUACGUCGUCUCCUGAUGUUGGACCUGAGCAAAUCUGGACAAUGGCCAAGGCUGUAGAUAUGUUAGAAUUGAAACAGAAUCUUAAGGUCUUACCAGUCUUCGUUACAAUUGAUCCUCAACGUGAUACACCUGCACAACUCCGUGCUUACCUUAAAGAGUUCGAUUCAAGAAUAUUGGGAUUAACAGGACCAGAUAGCGCCAUAAGGCAGAUGGCACAGGAAUACCGUGUUUAUUUCAAGAAGGUCGAGGAGGAAGGGGGUGAUUAUCUUGUUGAGUCUUCCCACGGCAUGUAUUUGAUGAACCCAAACAUGGAGGUUGUUAGAUGUUUUGGGGUUGAGUACACUGCAGAAGAACUAGCAGAAGAAAUACUAAAGCAACUGAAGAAAACUCUAGCAGCUUGAUCAUUCAAAUCCCUUUCAAGCCACCUACCGAGGAAACAACAUCAUUUUCGGACCUUUCCAGGUAAUAAGAGAAGAAAAAACUCCAUGUAUGACUUUUACUCGGAUUGAUUGAUACCAUCUAACAAGUCCUUGACAAGAGUUGGACAUUCAAAUCACUUGGCUGAAGUGUAACUUGGCCAAUUUUUUUUUUACCAAAUUAACAUUUUUUCCUUGUAGGAUCAUACAUUGACUCAACUAAUUCACAAUGAAAAUGAAAAUUUUUCUUUGGAAA
Molecule: messenger RNA, 1205 nt
Organism: Pistacia vera
Lineage: Eukaryota; Viridiplantae; Streptophyta; Magnoliopsida; Sapindales; Anacardiaceae
Product: protein SCO1 homolog 2, mitochondrial
Exons: 7
Coding region: 119-934 (271 amino acids)
Biological process (GO): mitochondrial respiratory chain complex IV assembly
Source: RefSeq, a predicted model, not a curated record